CUUGGUAACACUUAAGUUUUGGAAUCAAACACUAAAUUAACGUUAACUGAACACAAGAAGAAGAAACUAGCAAACAACAACACAGGCAGUGGACAGGUUUCUUGAUGAUACACCUCUCAUGUGAAGAAGUGGUUUCCCUAUCAGAUGCUAUCUCCAGUUACGUCUCCGGAGGCUCAACACAUCUGCCAGUGUCACAUUUACUUUUGACGCCAAGCGCCAUUGAUGUUUAAACUGCUUCUGUUAGCUAAGUAUGCCGGGCACAGCAGGGACAGGGGAUCUGCCGCCGACAAAAACAAUAAUUGUCUACAGGAACGGGGACGGUUUCUUUCCCGGAAGAAAAAUAGUUGUGAACCCGCGGCAGGUGUCAACCUUUGAGAACUUGUUGACCUAUUUGACCAGAGGGAUCGAGGCUCCGUUUGGUGCCGUGAGGAAGCUGUACACUCCCAGAGAGGGCCACAAAGUUCAGCAUUUGGACGACUUGAAGCAUGGGAGUGUAUAUGUUGCAGCCGGGAAUGAGCAGUUCAAAAAGCUGGACUAUUGUGAUAUAACAACCAAGAAGCCACAGAAAAAGAAAAAAGAACAGAUCCGACCUGUUGUUCACAGCAGAAUAGUAGCUUCUGCUCGCUGGAGGAGAACUACUGAUGAGACUUGCACGAUAAAUGUCUUUACCAACGGAGAUGUCUUGGUUCCUCCAGCUCGAAUACGGAUCCCAAAGUAUACUCUUAGAAGCUGGGAAAAUGUUUUAGCCAUGGUGACAGAGAAAGUACGUCUUCGCACUGGUGCUGUGUACAGGCUUUGCACAUUAGAUGGACGUCCUGUCUGCGGUUCCACUGAACUGGAGAACAACCAGCACUAUGUCGCAGUUGGUGCAGAAAAGUUUAAAGCUCUCCCAUAUGAGCAGUGCAUCCCCUGCAGGGAUUUAAUCCGGGAAAACAAGAUGUUUGAAGGCCAAGACAUCCUGCCUGCUAUUAGAAAGACAAGACAUGAAAAGGAUGGAUUUGCUCACACAGGCUUUAGAGAGGACCUUGAGCACACAGUCAGGGGCCAGAUGAAGAAACACGCAGCCAAGCUGGAGAGAACCAAACAACAGAUGCAGGUGUCCAGAAACCCAGUUCUCUUCUCGACAGGGGAGGGCAGCGUGUUCAAUGCACAAAACAAAAGAAGCGAGAUGGCAGGAGCAGCUGAGGUGCAGGAAGACCGCCAGUUGAAGGUGGAUCUGCCAAUUGAUCAGGUUGAGGCCAAGAUAGUUGACGAGGAGUGUGAGGAUGGGAGUUGUUGUGCGAGUCCCUGCAAGGCCUCCCUCCAUGAUUCAGACAGCUUGUGUCUGCAGAGGUCUUCGUCUGCAGGUUCCAGGAAGGAUGAGGCUAAGGAGAGGGAGGUGUCUUCCAGGCUUUGCAGAAUACGUUCACGGAUGUCCCGGUUUUUCAAGGCUGUCACAGUGGAUCUGCAGAUGACACAGAUGCGAAGCUUAACAGGAGACUCAGAGCCGCAGUGGAGGGAAGUGGGAUGUGAAAGGAAAUGCAAGUGAUCUCUAACAGAAUCAAACCUGCCUGCCACCUGCUUUGCAUCAAAAUGUCAAUGUCUGGACCAGUUUUUAUCCUUGAAAGGAAUUUGUCAGCUGAGUGAAAAUAGGAAGCCCUUUUCUAAAAGCAAAUCUACCAUCAAAGUACUUGCCCUGUCUCCUUCAUAUACUAUACCAGGGGUAUUCCAUCUUGACUUCCAUGUAUAAAAGCAAGAGAUACAACUGGGUCCAGUUUGGCUGAGAUUCUCCUUCAAAAGUUAUUGGCACCAUGUACAAUGGCCUUGUAAUUUAUGAGAACUGUUAGGGCCUAUGACAGAAGUUGUAAAGCAUCUUGACUGAUUGGGUAGAUAUGAGAUGUGUGCACUCAUGGCAUAUUGUCGCCUGCAUGUGUGCACGACAUCCAGAGAGUUGCAUGGCUUGCUCUGUCACAGAUAAAUUACUCCACACAGUCAAAUUAAGUUGUUGUAAAUCACCUUGCGGACCCGAGACUAGUCCUGAGUGACGACCUUUACGCCUAUUUGACUUUAAGUCUUAUUUAUGUUAAUCACAUCUGUAUUAUACCGACAGUAAAAUUGUGUCAUAUCCUGAAAGGUCAUUGUUUUGCAGUACAGCAUAUGAUGAGGACAGAAAAACACACUGGUUCUGUUUAUUACUAAGUGUAAGAAGUCUUGAGAGGA
Messenger RNA from Siniperca chuatsi (mandarin fish), 2199 nucleotides. RefSeq names its product doublecortin domain-containing protein 2. Lineage: Eukaryota; Metazoa; Chordata; Actinopteri; Centrarchiformes; Sinipercidae. The transcript is spliced from 11 exons. The record is from RefSeq and is a predicted model, not a curated record. Gene Ontology annotation, cellular component: microtubule organizing center; microtubule. Bases 251 to 1528 code for a protein of 425 amino acids. Gene Ontology annotation, biological process: intracellular signal transduction.